GAAGCUGAAACCUUUUAAUUUUUUUUUUUUUUUUUAAAUUUUAGUGAAACUGAAACCUAGAGAGAGGUUAGGUAGACAACCGAGAAUAUCUACAGUUCAAAACUCGACCCGCUCCUAUUCUCAGUUCUCCUGUUCAUUAGCCACCGGUAAACUCUCCCAUCCAUCCCCUCUCUGGUCCCUCUCCCAAUUCUCUUCCUGUCUUUUCUCUUCCGAUUUCGGCUUCUCUCUGUUAUUCUUUUGUUCAUCACUUUAAGAACUUCAGUGACGAGAGAACAUGGAAAAAUCUCCACGGGAAAAGAGAAAAGAAGCUCGGUUGGAGAAGAAUUCCAAAAAACACCAAGUACACCUCCAGCGUCAGAAAAAUAAAAAAAUUCAGAAGAAUUCUCGGGAUAUGAAAUCAAAAAGUGUGAAGAAGUCCAACAGUUUCCUUCUUCAUCCUUAUAAUGUAAAACAGACACAAUUGUCAGAGUUGGAUGAUGACUUACGGAGUCAAAAGCCUUCUAAAAUGGAGAAGGGUGUUGAGCAUGUCGUGGAUUCUUCAAGUGAUGCUGAAUUAAGCGAGUCAACAGUGGUGGAAAGAAAAAUGGGUUCAAAGAGAACAGGGAAAACCAAUUUUGAGAAGUUUCUUGAGAUGGAAGCUGCGGUGCAUGCUGAGGAGGAUUUGGAAUUGGAAAGAAAGCUUGCCAAGAAACUUAAGGUGAAGGGUGGAAAACUAAGGGGAGCAGAUGAUGAAAUGAAUUUAUUAUUUGAAGGAAUUCGAUCUGUCUUAGAUUCAGAUGGGGAAGAUGAAUUACCAGUUAAGAAAUCUAAGAAGAGAACCUCAAUUAAGAAAGGCAAAAUAGAAAUCAGUGAUCAGGACCUAGAAGUUGAAAUACCCUCCCAUUCAAUGGCUGAAUUAUUUGAACCAGAAGAUAUGAAUGGCGUUGAGGCUCCAUCAGAUGUUCUGGACGAGGUGCCUGCGAGGAAGAAAAAUAAGAAAAGAAGGUUGCCAGAGAAAGGAAAAGAAAGUGACAUGGAAGGUAGCACAAACAUUGAUGUGUCGAUACCGACGGAUUCGUGUAGAGAUGAUAUGCUGCUUGAUGAAGUUCCCAGCAAAGCACCUCAGAAAUAUGUUGCUCCGCACUUGAGAUCUCGUAAAGGAGCUGAGCCGGAGGAGCAUUCUCAGAUUCGUAGACGAGUACGAGGACUUCUGAAUAGGUUGUCUGAAUCCAAUGUUGAAUCAAUUACUGGAGAAAUGUCUGGUAUAUUUCGCUCAAUUGCCCGCAGUGUAGCUUCUCAAAUAAUCAGUGAGGAGGUUUUAGCUUCUUGUUCUAGGGGGCCUCGUGGAAAUGAACAGUAUGCUGCAGUUUUUGCUGCUUUUGUUGCAGGCAUGGCCUGCUCAGUUGGUAUCGACUUUAGUGCAAAGCUUAUGGCUUCCCUUGCUAGAAAUUUCGAGGAUGAGUAUCAUAACCAAGAUAACCUUUCUCUGCGUAACAUUACUCUGUUGCUAUCUUAUUUAUGUGUAUUUGGAGUGUGCUCAAGUGAUCUUAUUUAUGACUUUAUGUCCAUGCUGAGCAAGCGUUUAGCAGAGAUUGAUGUCUCUACAAUUUUGACAGUUUUACAAUGCUGUGGGAUGAAAAUAAGGGCUGAUGAUCCUCUAUCCAUGAAAAACUUUAUUCUCAGUGUUCAGAAUAGAGUGACUGAGCUAAAGGCAUCCUCGCAAGAGAGCCAGGAAAAUAUAAACAGCAAAAGGAUGGAGUUCAUGCUUGAAACAAUAUGUGACAUAAAAAACAACAAGAAAAGAUCUAAAGAUGAUCCAGCACAUCACACGAGGAUUAAAAAAUGGUUACAGAAGUUAGGAGCAGAAGAAAAAAUUAUCAGAGGUCUCAAAUGGAGCAAGCUGCUUGAUCCUGAUAAGAAAGGUCAAUGGUGGUCGUCUGUGGAUUUGGCUUCAGCCAGAGACGAUGUUGAGGAGGUUGCCAGCACAAUAGAUAAAGAGAUUCUCGAAGCGCAAAAAAUGCUACAGCUUGCUGCGGAACAAAGGAUGAACACAGAUGGUAGAAAGGCAAUUUUUUGUAUAAUAAUGAGUGGUGAGGACUACAUUGAUGCAUUUGAGAAGCUUUUAAGGUUGGACUUACCAGGAAAGCAGGACCGAGAGAUUAUGCGGGUUCUUGUUGAGUGUUGUUUACAAGAGAAGGUGUUCAACAAGUAUUAUGCUGUACUGGCCACUAAAUUGUGUGAGCAUGACAAAAAUCACAAAUUCACCUUACAGUUUUGCCUAUGGGAUCACUUUAAACAGGUGGAGUCGAUGGCGCUUAUUAGAUCAAGGAACCUUGCUAAAUUUGUGGUAGAGAUGGUUGCCUCUUUCUCCCUCUCCCUUGCAGUAUUGAAGGCGGUAGAUUUGAACGAUAUCACGCUUCUAACUCCUAAAAGGAUAAUGCACUUUAGGAUGCUUUUCGAGGCCAUGUUUGAGUAUCCGGAUAAGCUCGUAUGGAACAUAUGCACGAGAGUGGCUGUUGCACCAGACCUUGAAAAUCUUCGUCAAGGAAUUGAAUACUUUGUUAAGGAGUAUCUUGUGAAAUCCAACAGAGCCACUAGUGAGAAGUUUAAGGUUAUGAGAAAAGCGCUAAACAAUGUAGAAGGAAUUCUCAUGUGAAAUUCGUAACACCUGCCUAAUAGCAAUACCAGUUUUGUAGUUCAAUUUUAGGUUUUAAAUCGUUCGUAGUUGAUUCUACGGGUUCGUUUAUUAUCUUUAUUGCUGUAAAGACUGAGCAAAAGGUUUGACAAAGAAGCAUCAUUUUCUCUUU
Cannabis sativa is the source of this 2786-nucleotide messenger RNA. RefSeq lists its product as uncharacterized. Bases 275 to 2635 code for a protein of 786 amino acids. The record is from RefSeq and is a predicted model, not a curated record. Gene Ontology annotation, cellular component: nucleolus. NCBI's taxonomy places the organism in Eukaryota, Viridiplantae, Streptophyta, Magnoliopsida, Rosales, Cannabaceae. Gene Ontology annotation, molecular function: protein binding; RNA binding. Gene Ontology annotation, biological process: ribosomal small subunit biogenesis. The transcript has 12 exons.